GUAGCAAUUAGACUAACUGUCAGCCCACUCCCCCUCAGUUCACUACUCUAUUACUCUAUUACCCCGGAUUUUCGUCGAAUAUCCAAUCAGACCGGUCGGCCGCCAUGAUUGCCGACCUGCUCUCGCUGCAGGCCACCCCUUACCUUUUCUUGGGCUUGGUGGCCAUCUACUAUCUCCUCCCCUACUUACAAGUCUGGCGUCUACGUGAUAUUCCGUCUCCUGGCUUCGCUGCCUUCUCCAACUUCUGGCUCCUCCUCCAAACCCGUCGCGGAUCCCGUUUUCUCGUUGUCGAUGAUGCCCACAAACGCUAUGGCAAACUCGUCCGCAUCGCGCCCCGCCAUGUCUCCAUCGCCGAUGACAACGCGAUCCAGGCUGUUUACGGUCACGGAAAUGGUUUCUUGAAGGCGGACUUUUACGAUGCCUUUGUUUCCAUCCGUCGCGGUCUGUUCAACACACGCGACCGUGCGGAGCACACCCGCAAGCGCAAGACCGUCUCGCACACCUUCAGUAUGAAGUCUAUUGGCCAGUUCGAGCAGUACAUCCACGGCAACAUUGAGCUUUUCGUUAAGAAGUGGACGAACAUGGCCAACACCCGGCGCGACCCCCGCACCGGCUAUGCCAGUCUCGAUGCUCUCAACUGGUUCAACUAUCUGGCUUUCGAUAUUAUCGGAGAUCUUGCUUUCGGUGCUCCCUUUGGUAUGCUUGAGAAGGAGCAGGAUAUCGCUGAGAUGCGCAAGACUCCGGAUUCUCCUCCUUCCUAUGUCCAGGCUGUUGAGGUGCUCAACCGUCGUGGUGAAGUCUCCGCCACCCUCGGCUGUUAUCCCGCGCUGAAGCCGUUUGCCAAGUACAUUCCCGACCGCUUUUUCAGGGAUGGUAUGGAAGCCAUUGAGAACCUGGCUGGUAUUGCUGUCGCUCGAGUCAACGAGCGUCUGCGUCCCGAGGUGAUGGCCAACAACACUCGCGUGGAUCUCCUUGCUCGUCUUAUGGAAGGAAAGGACGGGAAUGGUAACAAGCUUGGUCGCGAAGAGUUGACUGCCGAGGCCCUGACCCAGUUGAUUGCCGGUUCCGAUACUACCUCCAACACCUCCUGUGCUAUCCUAUACUGGUGCAUGCGCACCCCUGGUGUGAUUGAGAAGCUCCACAAGGUUCUCGAUGAGGCAAUUCCCAAGGACAUCGAGGUGCCCACUCACGCUAUGGUCAAGGAGAUUCCUUACUUGCAAUGGGUCAUCUGGGAGACCAUGCGUAUCCACAGCACCUCGGCGAUGGGUCUUCCCCGUGAAAUUCCCGCUGGCAACCCUCCCGUCACUAUCUCCGGCCACACCUUCUACCCGGGCGACAUUGUCUCUGUGCCGAGCUACACUAUCCACCACUCCAAGGAGAUCUGGGGCCCUGACGCCGACGACUUUGUCCCCGAGCGUUGGGACCCUGCCCGUCUCACCGCCCGCCAGAAGGCCGCGUUCAUUCCCUUCAGCACCGGUCCCCGUGCCUGCGUUGGUCGCAACGUUGCUGAAAUGGAGCUUCUCACCAUUUGCGGUACCGUGUUCCGCUUGUUUGAGUUCGAGAUGCAGCAGGAUGGACCCAUGGAGAGCCGCGAGGGCUUCCUGCGUAAGCCUCUUGGGCUGCAGGUUGGCAUGAGAAGGAGACAGAUCGGCGCUUAGCUUGGUGCUACACAAUUGGGCUAGUGCGUUUGAGUUGGAUUUGGCGAACCGAAAUUGCAUGUUUGAGGGAAGGAUGGAUGUCAUUAUGUAUAGAUGGAUGAUAUGAUGAGAUGACAAUCUAGCUAUGAGAUAGCUCUGCAC
Molecule: messenger RNA, 1799 nt
Organism: Aspergillus brunneoviolaceus CBS 621.78
Lineage: Eukaryota; Fungi; Ascomycota; Eurotiomycetes; Eurotiales; Aspergillaceae
Product: cytochrome P450
Exons: 3
Coding region: 105-1658 (517 amino acids)
Molecular function (GO): monooxygenase activity; heme binding; oxidoreductase activity, acting on paired donors, with incorporation or reduction of molecular oxygen
Source: RefSeq, a predicted model, not a curated record